AUGUCUUCCUCUCAAUUAUUCUUAGUGUUUCUCCUCGGAGUUGCACUCUUUGCCACUCAAUCAACUCUCGCCGAUUACUCUAAGCCUCCAGUUUACCCACCAAAGACUCCCAUCUACAAGCCUCAUCCUCCUCCCGUGGAGAAGCCCACUAAGCCACCACCUACCCCGGUCUACGUGAAGCCAAAGCCACCACCGACCCCGGUGUAUGUGAAGCCUAAGCCACCACCAACCCCGGUGUAUGUCAAGCCUAAGCCACCACCAACCCCGGUGUAUGUUAAGCCUAAGCCACCACCGACCCCGGUGUAUGUUAAGCCUAAGCCACCACCGACUCCAGUUUACGUGAAGCCUAAGCCACCACCGACCCCAGUUUACGUGAAGCCUCCUCCUAUGGAGAAGCCUAAGCCACCACCGAGUUACGGUCGCAACCCCGGACACCCUCCGCACAACAAAGAAGAAGGAAAAGUUUUGUGCGGCUGGGUUCCCCAUCUCACCAGCGGUGCAGUUGUUCUAGGUGGUUAUGGUGCUCGGCAACAGCUUUGCUGUAGGUCGGCCACAGUUUUCAACGCCUGGACAAUCUCGGCCAAGGUUCUCGGCGGCACUACAGGUGGUUCUCGAAGCUGCAAGAGGUCUCGACGCUGCAGGUAUUUUCGGCCACGACGGCAGUGGCAACAGAGGUCUCAGUGGAAUUUGAGAACCCACCAAAAUCCAGAAUAUAGCUUUUUGUUUGCAAAAGAUUUGAAGUGGGGGCAUUACAUUUGGUCCACUAAAGUUUAA
Humulus lupulus (European hop) is the source of this 774-nucleotide messenger RNA. RefSeq names its product extensin-1-like. The transcript has 3 exons. The coding region runs from base 1 to 774 and encodes 257 amino acids. The record is from RefSeq and is a predicted model, not a curated record. NCBI's taxonomy places the organism in Eukaryota, Viridiplantae, Streptophyta, Magnoliopsida, Rosales, Cannabaceae.